AUGGUACUUGACACAUCCUGGAAUCGAACGACAAUAGAAUUCGGACAUCGGGGAGUAACCCCUGUCCACGUGGCAGCUCUGGUGAUGGGAACAAUCAAUUGUCUUCUCAAUGGUCUCAUCUGGACAGCAUUCCGUCGAUCACCACAGUUACUCACGAAACAUCAUCUUUAUCUAUUCUACGCAUUUGCUAUCACCAACUUUUUCACAGGAUUCUUCACAAUACCUACAUACCUCAAUCUGUUUUAUCGAAACAAUCUUAACUGUCCAAGGUGGUCGAUUCUGAUCGGAUCGAGUUUCGAAAUUGGUCUCGACAAGGUCCGGCAUAUCAUAACACUUUCGAUAGCUGGGGAGAGGAUUCAUGCCCUUUUCAGGCCCAGUGAAUAUUUCUUUCUAGAUCACAAAAUGAUCUCACUGAAAAUCUGCGCGUUUGCAGUUGUUUGGGGAGUUCUCGACAUGAUAUUUCUGGUAUUCGAAGACGAUAUUCAUAUGAUACGAAUACACUGUGUCACAACAUCAUCAUCCGGUCCUACAUUCCAUCUGUACUUCCUUCUUUCCACAAUCUUUUUCGGAGUGCUACUAUCUUUGGCGUACUUCUUGUUUAUCUGCAAACUGUUCGUUCUCCGAGAAACCAGAGUUGUCAAUGUCAAGAAACGAAGUCGUGAGAACUUCCAACAGGUCAACUCUCUGACAGUAAUGGUCAUUUUGCUAGUAGUGAUAUUCAAUGUUCUGCCUAGUCUUCUCUACUUGUAUGACAUGAUAAUUGGAGAAGUUCAUUUCAUGAAAUGGGGUCCAAUUGUGACUAUCGGUUACCACUGCUACGGAUCUCUUUCGUUUUUCUUCUACAAUUGUCGACAUAGGGAAAUUCGAGCGGCUUUGAACAAAAUCGAGUUCAUUCGUGACUUUGUAAACUGCGACAAAACUCCGAAAAGCAAUUCAAAAAGCAUUGAUGCGAGUGGACAGUUUAGCAAUAUCGUUAAAGGAGUUCCCAACAUGGUUGUUUCCAAAUUUGGUAAUUCGAAGCCGUCCAUAGUCAUCGUUACCGACAGUAAUGACAACGAAAGCGAGAUAUUUCUCUGA
Molecule: messenger RNA, 1077 nt
Organism: Caenorhabditis remanei
Lineage: Eukaryota; Metazoa; Nematoda; Chromadorea; Rhabditida; Rhabditidae
Exons: 8
Coding region: 1-1077 (358 amino acids)
Source: RefSeq, a predicted model, not a curated record